Loa loa (African eye worm) is the source of this 192-nucleotide messenger RNA. RefSeq lists its product as hypothetical. The record is from RefSeq and is a predicted model, not a curated record. NCBI's taxonomy places the organism in Eukaryota, Metazoa, Nematoda, Chromadorea, Rhabditida, Onchocercidae. The transcript has a single exon. Bases 1 to 192 code for a protein of 63 amino acids.
AUGGCCAUUUUUAGUAUUGGGUGUAUGACCGAUACUUCAAGUAUCAAAGCUCACUUUGAAGAGAAGGUGGAAGCAGAUUACCAUGGAAAAACAUAUCUGUUUUGUGAUAACAACUUUAGUGAUGAUCAUACGGCUAAUCGAACGCAGACAAAAACAACUUGUGAUGGUUAUAGAUUAUGGCGCCCUUUUUAA